Molecule: messenger RNA, 1791 nt
Organism: Oncorhynchus mykiss (rainbow trout)
Lineage: Eukaryota; Metazoa; Chordata; Actinopteri; Salmoniformes; Salmonidae
Gene: lratd2a
Product: LRAT domain containing 2a
Source: RefSeq, a predicted model, not a curated record
GUAUCGCCUCCGUGGUGUUGACUACACCACUGCGGAAACUAUUCAUUCAUCCUACUUAAUCGGACAGCACAGACAUAAGAUACAUUUUAGUCACCGGGCACAAAUAACCUCAAGUCUAUUAUUAUUUUUGUUAUUCCGACCUAAUCGUAUUGCUCGUGAUAGUUAAAUGUUCCAACUUUACGCAUGGAGAAUAGCCUAGCGAAUAUCAGGUGAGGCGCGUGUAGAGGACUACACCUGAACGGAUGGAAUUGUAUUUCCUGAAUACUAAUGCUGUUAUUCUCCAUCCAUCCACAGCAAGACACUUGUUGAUUUGAAUAGACUUCAUCACGGCAGACUGCUGCUUGGGAAUACGAUUUUGCUUUUGUGGGAGACCUGCCGCUACAGAUUUAUCGGAGCCCUUCGGGAGGGUGUCAUUAGUUUUACCCGGGCUGUGUGGUACGGAGGCGGCUACAGAUGGCGAUGAUCCUCGGCUAUUAACAGCCUGACAGAAAGCAGCAUCAUUCCCGCAUCCCUAUCUGCUACCAGGGAGGAGGCAUGGGCAACCAGGUGGAUAAAAUUAAACAGUCACAACAAAGUUACGCAGAAGUUCCCACAGUGGACCCCAACGGGCUGGACACUGAGGAGGGUCCUCGGAUCGGAGUGUCAUAUAUUUUCUCAACAGAUGACGAGGAACAGGAGGGUGAAAACCGUAACAUAGAUGGAGCGGAUAAGGAGCACCACACUGGUACGGAACAUAAACACUGCGACAAGAGCAACGAGGUGGAUUGCGCCGUUUACCACCGGGGGGAUUGUAUUUACGAGAAGAGCGUCAAGACCGCGGGUAUGGAAACCUACUCCCCCGAGAUCCUACUAAACAAAUGCAGGGCAGGUGACCUGGUGGAGUUUGUAAUCACGGGACAGUACCCUCACUGGGCGGUGUAUGUCGGUGACUUCCAGGUGGUGCACCUGCACAGAGCAGAGAUAAAGAACAGCUUCCUGACAGAGGCCAGCCAGGGAAGGAGAUGUAGGAUAGUCAACGAGCUGUAUAAAUUCAAAGCCCUCAGCGCCGAGAUGGUGGUUCAGAACGCUAUGGAACAGGUAGGAGCUAAAGACAGAGAGUUGAGCUGGAGAAAUUCAGAGUGCUUUGCCGCUUGGUGCAGGUUUGGCAAACGGGAGUUCAAAAUGGGCGGGGAGAUCCGGAUAGGAAAACAGCCAUACAGGUUAAAGAUCCUGAUGUCAGAUAAACAUUCUCGCAUGCUGGAGUUCCAGUGUUUAGAGGACUUGAUCAUGGAGAAGAGGAGAAACGACCAGGUGGGAAGGACAUCAGUGGUCCAGGAGCUGGCCAAUCAUUUGAACAGUGUGGAAGAGAUCAAAAGGAAUCCACUCAGUGAUCCAAUAACAGCACAGACCGACCGCACAGUGAUCUAAUGGAUUUAUACACCUGCUAUAAAGAUCUCGAUGGCUCUUGCCUAUCCAAUCACAGACCCCUAUCUAAGUGGAUUUACAAACACACAUUUCAUUAUACAUUUUGAUGAAUAUAAUCUAAAUGGCUUGUUCAUGUCUAGUUGUUAUUUGAUUGAUGGAAGAACAAUAGUUUUAAAGGUUAUUGAUUUAUUCUCUGCCUAAUGAUGUUUCAUAAUGAUUGAUAUGAUAAUAUAUUGUACAUGUUUUCGUGUCUCACCCAGGUAACCAUCAUACCUAUAGCCCUAAGGUUAUCUCAUUCUGAUGAAAACAUGUUGCAGAGCAUGGGUUGAUCAAACAUCGCUUAUUGUACCGUACCAAUAAUUUAAGUCAAGUAAAUUAUCAUUACAU